AUGCUUCUGAGCCCGUUUCGACCAUGUGAAGGCUCCCCGACCUUCCAAGAAGAAUAUUGGGGUGACUACGUACCGAACGUUAUCGAGACACCUUUUGGCCGCCAAGUUGUGGCCCCGGAUACUCCAUACGUGGCAGCAGCCGGCCCGGACAAGCUAUAUUUUAUCGACACCCGAUUCGAUACUGAGACUGCAAAGCAUAUCAGGGAACAAAUCGAGAAGGCAACUGUGCCGAACCCGGAUGAGUACGUCGCCAUAGAUGAAGUUUUGGCUACGGCGGAAUUGAGAAACUCUAUAAUUGGCGAAACAACAUUCGUGUUUGACCCCGACUAUGCUAGGAUGCUAUUUGCAAAGGGAAUGAAUAAACAUGACCCAGAGCUUAGACUGCCUGAGCAUGAGCUCAACGGCGAUUGGUUGGUGACCUACGACCUAGAUAACAGACUUGCGAUCUAA
Molecule: messenger RNA, 450 nt
Organism: Penicillium maclennaniae
Lineage: Eukaryota; Fungi; Ascomycota; Eurotiomycetes; Eurotiales; Aspergillaceae
Exons: 1
Coding region: 1-450 (149 amino acids)
Source: RefSeq, a predicted model, not a curated record